AGUUUUUUUUUUUUUUAAAGCAAAGGGAGAGAGAGGGGGAAAAGGAGGGAGAGAGAGUGAGCGAGAGAGAGAGAGAGAGAGAGAGGAGGGGAAAACAAGACAAUUAAAAAGAUUGACAGGUAGCUCCUCUGUCAGGGUGACGCUCGCGCAGAGGGGAGGAGUAACGUGCAGCAGGAAAAGCCUCGAUGCGUCUGUCUGUCAGACACCGGAGCGGCUCCGGGAUCCACCGCCUUCACGUUGCUUUUCCUUAUUUCUUUUCGGGAGACCUCGGAUCACCGACUGGAGUCCCCCCGCCGCCGCCGCCGCAACCGCCACCACCACCUCCUCCUCCUCCUCCUCCUUCUCUCUCUCUCUUUUUUUUGGGUGCUCUUUUUAAGAGACAAAUAUUUGAGUCCAUGUCGAUCUGAUCUGCUGUUGGCGAAGCUUGGAUGCGCCUGCGUCUUGUUGGUUUCCUCUCUCUCUCUCUCUCAAGUGAUAUCUUCUCCACCGCAUCAGCCACCCCUCCAACAACAAAAAGAGAGAGAGAGAGAGAGAAAGAAGAAAAAAGGAAAAGCGAUUGUGUCUAAAGAUGCGAUGAGAUGAGCGGAGCGGAUUAUUUACACGACUCCUAAAACGUCCGUGGCUAAAGAAGAAGAAGAAGACGAGGGAACGCGAGGAUACAUGACUUAUCAGAGCUCCGCGCCGCGCUCACACGGGACGUAUCGGUUUGGUUACCCGCCAGAGUUUAUUUAUUUUUUGUAGUUUUGUUGUUGUUGGCGUGCGUAAAAAGGCGCAGCAAAGUAUUCCCCACCUCCUCCACCUCCAAAAACAGCACGGGAGAUUAGCGAGAUUUUUUUCUUCUCCUUCUGCCUUCCAGGGGGGGGGGGGGGAGUGAACUGCAAACUUGGGCUUCAAGGUGCUUUCUCUCUCGCUGCAGCUUUCUUCUUCUUCUUUUCUUCCUCUUCUUCUUUCCUUCUUUCUCCAACCCGUGCCACGAGAGCCAUGACGGAAGAUGAUCUUUGAUGGACGUGAAGGUGUCAGGAGCUGGCCCGAUCCCUUCGUGAUUUUUGGUGCUUAUUAUUGUCGAAGCCGAACAGGCUGUUAACCCCCCCCCUCACACAAAAAAAAAGAGCAGGCAGUUUUUUUUAAAAGAAAAAAGGAAGACAUUUUUUCUUCUUCUUCUCGGAGAUCCACAAAAAAAACAGCCCCCCCCCCAUCCGAUGAGAAACGGGAUGAUUUUCCAGAACUGACGCGACCUGAUGAGUGUGUGAUCGCUGCAUGAGAAGCACCGGGGAGCGCGACGCUCACCAUGCCGAGGAGGAAGCAGCAAGACCCGCGGCGAUCAGCAGCGUACAUGCCCGAAGAUGAGCUCAAGGUGGGCGAUCACGAUGAGGAAGAGCACCUGCAGGAUGACGGCCUCUCACUGGACGGCCAGGACACAGAGUUUCUGUGCAACGAGGAAGAGGAAGACGUGGACGGAGGAGGCCGGCCGCCCAGUUACAGAGACUCUCCGCUCAGCAACGGCACGAACCCCGACGCCGGCUACGGCUCUCCGCUCAGCGACGUCAGCGACCGGCUGACGGACUUCAAGAGCACCUCCUCCCGGGACGAGCAGGAGAGGGAGAGCGCGGCUCUGCCCUUCCGCCCCAACAACGGCCUCUCUCUCCAGGACAGCCUGGCGCAGAUGAAAGCCGUCUAUGCAAACCUCAUCUCGGACGCCUCCUGGUCCAGCAUCACGAUGGACAUCAUGAAAUCCAAGCCCGCCGCGGCCGGCAGCGUCAACAGCGCCCACGCCACUCCGGAGCCCGCCCCCACUCCCUCCGUCUCCGUCGCUACCCCCGCGGACAAGAGCGGCGGGGUCAACGUGGCGAGCAGUCACCACAACGGCAGGAGCUCCAGUACCGCCGUCAACCACACGGCGGGCGGCGCGAGCGCCAACACUAACGGCACGCCGGCUAGCUUCGUUAGCAGCCACAGGGCGACCAGCGGGAGCGGGGCGAGCAACGGUGGCGGCGUGGCCUACGACUGGCACCAAGCGGCGCUCGCCAAGACGUUUCAGCGGACCCCCUACCACCUCCUCCCAGAGCCCAGCCUCUUCAGCACCGUGCAGCUGUACCGGCAGAACAACAAGCUGUACGGGUCGGUUUUCACCGGCGCCAGCAAGUUCCGCUGCAAAGACUGCAGCGGGGCCUACGACACGCUGGUGGGUCUCACGGUCCACAUGAACGAGUCGGGCCACUACCGAGACGACAACAAGGACAAGGAGGAGGAUCAGGGCAAGCGCUGGUCCAAGCCGCGUAAACGCUCCCUGAUGGAGAUGGAGGGGAAGGAGGACGCCCAGAAGGUGCUCAAGUGCAUGUACUGCGGCCACUCCUUCGAGUCUCUGCAAGACCUCAGCGUUCAUAUGAUCAAGACCAAGCAUUACCAGAAAGUGCCUCUCAAAGAACCAGUGUCGGCCUUGGCCACGAAACUGCUGCCCACUUCUGCUAAAAGACGAGCGAUGCACGACGCCAUCGUCUCGCCGCGCUCCCCGGACUCCCUCCACGCCGGCGGCGGCGGCGGUAACGUAUCUCUCGGGGAGGUUAGCAAAGACACGAAAUCCGCAGCUAACCCCUACGUGACGCCAAACAACCGCUACGGCUACCAGAACGGCGCCAGCUACACGUGGCAGUUUGAGGCUCGGAAAGCCCAGAUCCUCAAAUGCAUGGAGUGCGGGAGCUCUCACGACACGCUGCAACAGUUGACCGCGCACAUGAUGGUGACCGGGCACUUUUUGAAGGUUACGAAUUAUGCAUCCAAGAAGGGCAAACAGCUGGUUUUCGAUCCGGUGGUGGAGGAAAAGAUUCAGUCCAUCCCGCUGCCGCCGACCACCACCAGACUCCCCGUUCCCAGUGGCGUUAAGUCCCAGCCGGUGUCGCCCGCCCUCUCCUCCGGCUCAGAGGAGAAGAGGAAAGGAGGCGAAGAUGAAAAAGUCGAAGGCGAUGAGCCAGUGGAGAGAAAAAUCAAGGAGGAGAGAGACGACCCGGGUGAGAAAUCCGAGACGAACGCCACGUCGUACAAGUACCUUAGAGAAGAAGAUCUGGAGGAGGCGCCGAAGGGGGGUUUAGAUAUUCUCAAAUCCCUCGAGAACACGGUAUCCAGCGCCAUCAGCAAGGCCCAGACGGGCACGCCCACAUGGGGCGGCUACCCAAGCAUUCACGCCGCCUACCAGCUGCAGGGCGCCAUGAAGAGCUCCGGCUCCCUUCUGCACCCGAUGGUCCAGAGCGUCCAGAUGCAGCCCAUGUUCAACAGCGGGCUGCGAGGCCUGGUGACCGACCCCGGCUCGGUCAUCCACUCGCCCCGGAGCCCUUCCUCCCCGACCCCCCUCAGGAGCAACGUCACCGCCAUGGAGGAGCUGGUGGAGAAAGUGACCGGGAAAGCUGCCACAGUGAAGAGAGAGAAGGAGGAGAAGACGGUGAGCCUGGAGCGAUGCCGGCCGCCAUCGCUAGCGAAGUCCCUGUCUCCCGCGCUGCGAGAGCAGCGGGAGCGAUUAGCUUCUCCGCAUGACCUUUCCGCGGGUAAGCCGUCUGGCGCCAGAAGCAGCAGCCCGCGCUGCGCCGAGUCCGAGCUCGUCUGCAAGAAGGAGCCCAAAGAGAGCCUCUUGGAUGGCCACGGCAGCCACUCGAGGAGCGGCUCCGAGGCGUGCCGCUCCCCGCUAACCAACGGCAACGGUCUCGGCAUCAUCACCGAUCACUCGCCGGAAAGUCCCUUCAUCAACCCUCUCAGCGCCCUCCAGUCGAUCAUGAACACACACCUGGGUAAGGCCUCCAAGCCGGUCAGCCCCGCCGCGGACCCUCUGUCCAUGCUUUACAAGAUCAGCAACAGCAUGAUGGACAAGCCGGCUUUCAACACAACUCACCAGGCCAAGCCGGCCGAGCCCAUCAACCACUAUCCGCUGUACGAGAACAGUGACCAGCCCAUAGACCUCAGUAAAAGUAAGGCCGCCAUUAACAGUAACAGCAACAAUAACAACAGCAGCAGCAUGCUCUUGACCAACAACGCCGUCAACGGGAACAAACCCCUCAUUUCCCUCCCGGACUCGGUCUCCUCCCCUCUGAGGGAGAACGCCCUGAUGGACAUUUCCGACAUGGUGAAGAACCUCACCGGCCGACUGACGCCCAAGUCUUCGACUCCCUCCUCGAUCUCGGAGAAGUCGGACGCCGACGGCAGCGCGUUCGAGGACGCCCUCGACGACCUCUCUCCGGUGCAUAAGAGGAAAGGGAGGCAAUCCAACUGGAAUCCCCAGCACCUCCUCAUCCUCCAGGCGCAGUUUGCCUCCAGCCUGAGGGAGACCCCGGAGGGCCGCUUCGCCAUGACUGACCUGGGCCCCCAGGAAAGGGUCCACAUCUGUAAGUUCACAGGCCUCUCCAUGACCACCAUCUCCCACUGGCUGGCCAACGUCAAGUACCAGCUGAGACGGACCGGGAGCACCAAGUUUCUCAAGAACAUGGACUCGUGCCAGCCCGUGUUCCUCUGUGGCGACUGCGCCUCCCAGUUCAGGACUCCCUCCUCCUACAUCGGCCACCUGGAGUCUCACCUGGGCUUCGGCAUGAAGGACCUGUCCAAACUGUCAACCGAGCACCUUCGGGAGCAGCAGGCUGCCUCAAAGGUGAUCACGGACAAAAUGACAUUCGGCGGCCCCCUGUCGGCCGUGACCACGGCAGAGGACGACGCCGGCUCCGUGUACCAGUGCCGACUUUGCAACAGGACAUUCGUCAGCAAGCACGCAGUCAAACUGCAUCUCAGCAAGACCCACGGCAAGUCUCCGGAGGACCACCUGGUGUAUGUCACCGCGUUGGAGAAACUGGACAUGAUGGAGAAGGUUUAA
Messenger RNA from Pseudoliparis swirei, 4846 nucleotides. RefSeq names its product teashirt zinc finger homeobox 1 (gene tshz1). NCBI's taxonomy places the organism in Eukaryota, Metazoa, Chordata, Actinopteri, Perciformes, Liparidae. Gene Ontology annotation, molecular function: DNA binding; DNA-binding transcription factor activity, RNA polymerase II-specific. The transcript is spliced from 3 exons. Gene Ontology annotation, cellular component: nucleus. Gene Ontology annotation, biological process: regulation of transcription by RNA polymerase II. The record is from RefSeq and is a predicted model, not a curated record. The coding region runs from base 1289 to 4846 and encodes 1185 amino acids.